AGAAAGGUAAUCCUAUUAGGUGCUGUCGAAUUGUACUAGAUUACGAAACAAAAUGCGAUAUAUUGUUCAACCCUUUGUGUUUUGUUCCACAUUUCAGUAGACGAACGGAAGAGUGUUACAGAUUUUAACUUCGUGAUAACGAUUAUCGUUGUGACAUGUCAAAAACUAGUUGUGGGAGCUUGUGCACUAAUUAAUUUAAUAUUGAUUUCACUUUUCAGCAAGUAUGGGGAAGUUAAAAGCUUUCGAGAUAAUUUUUGACGGUAAUAAAGCCGUCUUUUACCCUGGACAAGAAGUCAGUGGUAAAUGUGUUGUAGACUUGAGAGGAGAUAUGAAAAUGAAGUCCCUUCGCGUGUUUAUGCGAGGUGUAGCAAAGGUGCACUGGACAGAAUCUCGAAGUACCGGAAAUCGACUUGGAGCAUACACUGAACAUUAUAACGCUGAAAUAGAAUAUUUCUUUAAAAAACAAGUUUUGUUCGGCGGAGAUACUGGAGAAGGACGCGAGGUACUAGCUGAAGGUCAUCAUGAAUUUCCAUUUUCCUUCCAACUUCCAUCUGGGGGUAUUUCCACAUCAUUUGAAGGUAAAUAUGGCAGCAUACGUUAUUGGUUAAAGGCAGAGGUGGAGAAACCGUGGACAUUCAAUCAUAAAACUAAAAAGGCUUUUACGGUGAUUAGUCCUAUCGACAUAAAUAGGACAGAAUAUAUGAUGGCAGUUGAGAACAGCAUAGAAAAAACGUUAUGUUGUUGGUGUUGUACUUCAGGGCCCAUAUCAUUGUAUGCACACACAGACAGAAAAGGUUAUUGUCCAGGGGAAUCAAUAGCUAUCACUGCUGACUUUGAAAAUCUUUCCUCAAGAACCAUCAUUCCUCAUGCAACCCUUCACCAAACCCAGACAUUCAUAGCUGGUGGGAAGUCUCGCUCUCGCAUAUCAAAGUUUACCAUUGUCACAGGACCAGCUAUUCAGCCAGGAAGAACGGCAAAUUGGGAUGCCCAGCUGCUGAAAAUUCCAGCUGUUUCACCCUCCAUCAUCAACAGCUGUCUAAUAAGAGUAGAUUAUGCUGUUAGGCUGACGUUACAGAUACCAGGUGCAUACAACUUAUCAGUGGACUUACCUGUGGUAAUUGGAACAGUUCCCUUACGCACUCGACCAUCAAAUUACAGGGCACUUUCUUCCAACGUAGAAGACCUUUCUAGACUUAAUGAAUCAAGGUUGGAAUUUUACCCACCUGCCCCACCUUACAGUGAGCUGGAUCUGUCCUCGCUUCCCGAUGAACCACCCCCCACUUAUGCUGAAUGUGUAGAAGGAUCAGUUGACAUAACAGAUGAUGAUGAUGAUGGGGACAUUAUUGGAGAUACCCGCUUCACACCAAUGUAUGCCUAUGUUCACGAUUACCAGUACCAGCCUCCUCCUGCAUAUUCUGAGGUGGACCCUCAUCCAGCUCCAGGAGGAGGACAAGGAUGAAUAACGUAUUGGUAAACUAUGGGUGUUUUGGACCAGCUGGAUUGUAAACUUGUCAUUAGGCAGUAUUGUGUUAAAAAA
Limulus polyphemus (Atlantic horseshoe crab) is the source of this 1537-nucleotide messenger RNA. RefSeq names its product arrestin domain-containing protein 3-like. The record is from RefSeq and is a predicted model, not a curated record. Gene Ontology annotation, biological process: protein transport. Gene Ontology annotation, cellular component: cytoplasm. Lineage: Eukaryota; Metazoa; Arthropoda; Merostomata; Xiphosura; Limulidae. The transcript is spliced from 8 exons. Bases 224 to 1459 code for a protein of 411 amino acids.